AUGUCUAAACCAGCACCACGAAACAUCCCAUCAACGAGAGCGCCCGCCGGAGGUCCAGCUGCCAGGCCAGCAGUCAAGCCCGUCCUCAAGACACCCGCUGCACCAGCCGUCAAACCAGUCCUCAAAACACCUGCUCCUCAGAAGAAAGCUCCCACCACUGUUUCACGAGCCCCAGUGGCAAACAAGGCCCCCGUGUCAAAGGCAGUCACACCACGACCCGCUGCUCCAGCGGCCAGAGCACCAGUCCAAAAGCCCAGAGCACCGAUUCAAGCGCCCAAAGCCGCCGCCCCAGAACCAGGUGUAGCGGCGAAAGCAGGCAACUGGAUUAACCGCACGGUCCAGGGUAGCGUCGCAAAUGUAGGCAAUUAUGCUGGAGGCUUCGUAAACGGUAUCGGGAACAGCGUCAAUGGUAUUGGUGAUGGUAUUGGAGCUACCAUAACGAACACCACCCGCGGCUGGGGUCAAGGCGUCGCAGGCUACGGCAACAGCAUCAAAGAUGCUGUAGGUGUAGGCGGAGCACGAAUCUCCACUGCCGGCAACCCACUAGGUAUUGCCGGAGCAGGCGCCAGCCAGGGCGCAAGCUCGGCUACUAAGGGAGCUGGUGGAGGGUCAGGUGGUAACCCGCUGGGCAUUUAG
Molecule: messenger RNA, 636 nt
Organism: Recurvomyces mirabilis
Lineage: Eukaryota; Fungi; Ascomycota; Dothideomycetes; Mycosphaerellales; Teratosphaeriaceae
Exons: 2
Coding region: 1-636 (211 amino acids)
Source: RefSeq, a predicted model, not a curated record